AUGGGCGCGCCGCAGGGCGGGAAGGGUGCCGCGCCGCCGCCGCCGGGCGUCCGCGCGGGUCCGCCCAAGCACAGGGCCGCCGCCGGCCUGCAGAGGCCCGGCGGCAGGGCGCCCGGCGGCGCGGCCAACAGCGGCAUGGCGGAGCUGCUGGAGCGGGUGAGGGACGCGGGCGUGGAGAUGGACCGAGUCAAGUCGAAAUGGAGGACGUGGACCUUUCGGGCGUGGAUCCAGGUGCAAAGGCCGAUGUCGUGA
Messenger RNA from Prorocentrum cordatum, 252 nucleotides. The record is from the annotation of a GenBank genome assembly. Lineage: Eukaryota; Dinophyceae; Prorocentrales; Prorocentraceae.